This is a messenger RNA of Symbiodinium sp. CCMP2456, 534 nucleotides long. Lineage: Eukaryota; Dinophyceae; Suessiales; Symbiodiniaceae. The record is from the annotation of a GenBank genome assembly.
AUGGUCGCUGCCAAGACAGCUUGGAACAAGCUGAAAUCCGAGUCCCCUGAGCGACUCACGAGCCCUAUGAGGUGCGCUUUGUUUUCGUGCCUGAUUAAGGAGAUGUUGAGCCGCGUGGGAAGCUUGGAGCAGCAACCUACGCGGAAGCAGACGUUGCACAAGCUUGGCUGGAUGGAAGGAGACGAGUUCCUCUCCCUAAGGUGGGACACAAAGCUUAAGAAGCUGAUUGGGGAUCCCAGUGGGCCAAGGCUCACACAGGCCCGAACCCUGGAGAUCAUUGCCAAAAUCGGCGAAAAGAGCCAGUCCGGAAUGGCGCUGGUUCGCUUCCAUCCCACCCGGCCCAUUGGAGACAACAUGGCCGAGGGCACGGUCUGCUUCCUGUUGCAGUUUAACCUCAUGGAGACGGACGGUCGCUUUCUUUACGACUACAUCGCGGAGCUCUGCAGCACGGGGGCUACGCAGCUCAUGGGAUUGGAGAUCCGGAAGGAGCGCCUGGGGCGCAGCGCGUUAGCGCAGCAGCUGAGCAAUGCCUGA